GUGCGCUUGGUCCACUUGUGAGACGCAUACAACAUAUGGGCUCGCGACCUCUCAUCACAGAGCUCAAGAUGGCAGUAUAAAACGUCCCUCCCAUUCCUGGGAUAGGUAGUGGUAGCUGUCGAUCCUUUACAGUACGUUAUACGAACCACUAUCGCCGAAUCAUGAAUCUUUCCCCUAGUGGAUCACAACGAACAGCAUGGGAAACGAACCGAUCAACUCCCUACCACCAUGUCAUUUCCUGAUGAACCCGUUGCCCAUCUCUUGGGUUCAAAUGGCCCGAUUCACUCGCUCGCAUACUCGGCCUCACCCGGCACCUACAUCCUCACAGGCUCUUCCGACCGCACCAUAAGACUCUAUAACCCCUUUCCCUCAAAGCCAGAAACCGUCUAUCCCACUCCUUCCACCUCCCACAUCACUGCUAAAUCCUCGUCAUCUUUCCCUGUCAUCCCCCAAGGCCGUCUCAUCCAAUCCUACUCCGCCCACGGGUACGAAGUCCUCUCGCUAGACGUAGCAGCCGACAACGAACGCUUCGUCUCCGCCGGCGGCGACCGCGCCGUCUUCCUCUGGGACGUCUCCACCGCCACCACCACCCGCCGCUUCGGCAGCACCGCCCACGGCCACACCGCCCGCGUCAACUGCGUCCGCUUCGCCGGGGACUCCGACUCCCUCGUCCUCUCCGGCGGCGUCGACACCACCGUGCGCAUCUGGGACGCCAAGUCUGGCAACGCCAAGCCGGUCCAGGUCCUCGACGAAGCCCGCGACGCCGUCACCUGCCUCGCCGUCCGCGGCGCCGAGGUCCUGGCGGGCAGCGUCGACGGCCGCGUGCGCGCCUACGACGUCCGCAUGGGCCGCUGCGUCGCCGAUGUUGUUGGUGCCAGCGUGACGAGCUUGUCCCUCGCCCGCGACGGCCGCGCUGUGCUGGUCGGCUCGCUGGAUAGCCGCUUGCGCCUUAUGGACCGCGAGCACGGCACUUGUCUGCGCACCUACUCCGACCCGGCUUGGCGGAACGAGGAGUUUCGUGUCCAGGCCGUCUUGGGUGGUCGCGAGAAAUGGGUGGUUGCUGGCGAUGAGAUGACGGCGGCUGGGGCUACCACAGGACCAGGACCAGGACCAGGGACAGGGACGGGAACGGCCAACGUUAGCGACGGCAAGGUGUGGGCUUGGGAUCUUCUGACGGGAGAGUUGGCCGCUGUGGUCCGCGUCCCGUGGGGUCCCCCGGGCUCUGAGCCGAAGAAGAAGGUCCUCGGCAAGGACGGCAAGGAGAAAGACAGGACAAACGUCACGAGCUGUAUCGCCUGGAAAGAAGACGGCUGGGGCGAUCAGUUCUGUGUGGGCGGGACAUCAGGCGUUGUCACCGUCUUCGGCACGUCUGCAUAGAACAUGCUUUGAAGGGUUGCUAUCUCGUAUCGGAGCUCAGCUCGAGCUUCGAGCUCCGGUUACCACUGUUGUAUUGCGCGUCUGUAUUAUUUGUGUCAUGAUAUUCCCCAAUCAUCCGUCUAUAGAAUCAAACACCUUUACCAUUGCCGUGC
Messenger RNA from Sodiomyces alkalinus F11, 1529 nucleotides. RefSeq names its product WD40 repeat-like protein. The transcript is spliced from 2 exons. Gene Ontology annotation, biological process: mRNA splicing, via spliceosome. Gene Ontology annotation, cellular component: catalytic step 2 spliceosome. The record is from RefSeq and is a predicted model, not a curated record. Lineage: Eukaryota; Fungi; Ascomycota; Sordariomycetes; Glomerellales; Plectosphaerellaceae. Gene Ontology annotation, molecular function: protein binding. The coding region runs from base 229 to 1377 and encodes 382 amino acids.